AAAUCCCUUCUUUCGUAUUACUCCAUUAAUAUUAUUAUUAAUAAUAAUACCACAUUUCCACACCCUCCCCCCCCUUAAUUAUUAAGUCUUGACCUUCCCCAUUGUUUUCAUGAAUAAAAUAUAUUCCAUCCCACACUCCUCGCAAUUAUAUCACACUCACUAGCUCGCCAUUAAUUUUCUAAAUAAAAAAAAAAAAACACAUUCAACCAAAAUGACUCGGCUUUUCCGAUCCAAAUCUUGCGGACUCGUCGGACUCACCGAGUCCAACUCUGCCCCCCCUCCAUCUCCCUUCUUUCACCGAAACGGCACUGAAGACGGAGAAGAGGACGAGGACGAGGAUGAUGAAGAAGAAUUAUAUAGUGAUGCUUCUGGAAACCCGAUAUCAACGCCGUUUAUUGGGUCGAGAGAAGGAACGGGAGGGAGUGAGAGAGGUCGAAACGGAAAUAGCAAUAAAGAGUUCGCAAUUCUGGAUGUUUUGGUAACGGCGUUAAGGAAGUCGUUGGUGACAUGCAGCGUGGAAAGAGAGGAUGUUUCUUCCAUGGAUAUAAGCUGGCCUACUGAAGUUAGGCACGUGUCUCACGUGACUUUUGAUAGGUUUAAUGGUUUCCUUGGUUUGCCUACUGAGUUUGAGCCUGAGGUUCCUUGCAAGGUCCCUAGCGCCAGUCCUGCUUCUUGGAUUAGUCAGCAGUGGAUAUCUUCUUGGCUUACACGAUACAUCGAUCCUCUGUUUUCCAGUGCAAAUGUAUUUGGAGUUUCUGCCAAGUCGAUGCAAUGUUCUCAUGAUGACAAAGGGAACAGUGUGCCGACUAUUCUUCUAAUGAUGCAAAAGCGUUUAUAUAUAGAAGGAGGACUUAAGGCAGAAGGGAUUUUCCGAAUAAAUGCUGAGAAUGAUCGGGAGGAGUAUGUCAGAAACCAGCUAAACAAAGGUGUAGUGCCUCGUGGAAUUGAAGUCCAUUGCUUGGCAGGUUUAAUAAAGGCAUGGUUUAGAGAACUACCCUCUGGGGUGCUCGAUUCUAUCACACCAGAACAGGUAAUGCACUGCAACACCGAAGAUGACUGCACUCAACUUGUGAAGCAACUUCCUCUGACAGAAGCUGCACUACUUGAUUGGGCAAUCAAUUUGAUGGCAGAUGUCGUGGAGCAUGAACAAUAUAACAAGAUGAAUGCACGCAACAUUGCUAUGGUUUUUGCACCCAACAUGACGCAGAUGGCUGAUCCUUUGACCGCAUUGAUUCAUGCCGUGCAAGUAAUGAACUUGCUCAAGACAUUGAUCUUAAAAACACUCCGGGAAAGAGAGGAAUCCAGUACAAAGCUUAGGUUGCCCUCGACAUGCUCAGAUUCCCCAGGCGACAAGAGUGAACCGGCCUGUCAUUCAAACUUAAACAGCAAAGAAUUCUGUAAAAUAUCACUCAACGCUGGUGCACCUGAGAUACCUUCCACUGGUAAGUUUUUGAGGUCUGCCACUAUGAAUAGAUUAGAAUCCAACACUGAGGAAAAAUAUUGGAGAUUUCAGAAGAAAGGUGAUGGAGAAGAGGAAUUUAAGCCUGUUUCAAGUAGCAGCCCCCCUUUCCGUGAAAUGGGCACCCUAGACAGUGGAUGCAAAGGUGAAUAUGAUAGUGGAGAUUGGCUAAGUUUUAGAAAAGGGGUGAGGAGGCUAUGUAUACACCCUGUAUUUCAGUUGAGUAAACCAGUUAAGAAGACUCGUGGUAUUGGAAUUGUAAAUACUAGGGGAAGAGGCGGAGAAGCUUGGGCGUGAUUUAUCAGUUGUGUCCCGGCUUGUACCAUAUAAAUGUUGAGUUCAUGGUUGCUUGUCUAAAGAUUGUUGUGGAAUAGAUGUCACUGUUUGCUUAAUUCUGUAGUCAGAUAAAAAAAAAAUCUCUAAUUUGUAGGAAGGCCCUAACUGCAGCUUUAGCUAUAUGAACAAUAACUCUUGAGAGAUGACCCUCA
This is a messenger RNA of Populus nigra (black poplar), 1947 nucleotides long. Its product is annotated as rho GTPase-activating protein 3-like. The coding region runs from base 212 to 1756 and encodes 514 amino acids. The record is from RefSeq and is a predicted model, not a curated record. The transcript is spliced from 5 exons. Gene Ontology annotation, biological process: signal transduction. Gene Ontology annotation, molecular function: GTPase activator activity. Lineage: Eukaryota; Viridiplantae; Streptophyta; Magnoliopsida; Malpighiales; Salicaceae.